Molecule: messenger RNA, 2363 nt
Organism: Spea bombifrons (plains spadefoot toad)
Lineage: Eukaryota; Metazoa; Chordata; Amphibia; Anura; Pelobatidae
Gene: GGT1
Product: gamma-glutamyltransferase 1
Exons: 13
Coding region: 237-1955 (572 amino acids)
Biological process (GO): regulation of inflammatory response; regulation of immune system process; peptide modification
Cellular component (GO): plasma membrane
Molecular function (GO): glutathione gamma-glutamate hydrolase
Source: RefSeq, a predicted model, not a curated record
UUUAUUAUUAGCUGGAUUGCUCAAAACACAGCUAUCUACGCACACAUUCUUCCUCUAGUUGUGAAAUAACAACCUCCAUGUGCAAUGAACUUUGAUUCAUCUUCCUUUUUUCCUAAUGGGUGGGAUCCCACAAGAAUUGUGAAUGAGCAGCGCUCUGCGAGUGGGGUCCGUGGAAGGAGAAUUAUCUGUUCUUGCUAACCUAGCUGAGUGAUCAUUGCGUCUGCUACACAGGAACCAUGCGGAAUCGCACACUGAUUAUAGGAUUUCUCUCUGGCUUGCUGGUGGCUCUUGUCCUGUUCCUUGGUCUGUUUUUCGGGUUACGUUCUCAGUCUGGUCCCAGUUCACACGUCUAUGCAAGAGCUGCUGUAGCUACAGAUGCUGGAAAGUGCUCAGAAAUUGGAAGGGAUAUCCUCAAGGAGAAAGGCUCAGCAGUAGAUGCAGCUAUAGCUUCACUUUUGUGUGUUGGACUUCUCAACGCUCACAGUAUGGGCAUUGGAGGUGGUAUGAUCUUCACUAUACAUGAUUCCAAAACAGGAAAGACAGAGGUUAUCAAUGCCAGAGAAGUGGCCCCAUUAAAUGCCACAGAAAAUAUGUUUGGGAAUAACAGCCAGUUGGCACAGAAAGGGGGACUGUCAAUAGCAGUUCCCGGAGAGAUCCGUGGGUACCAGGAAGCACAUAGACGGCAUGGAAGGUUACCAUGGAAAAGGCUGUUUGAACCUAGCAUUAAGCUGGCAAGAGAAGGCUUCCCUGUUGGAUUGGGACUUUUCCAAGGUCUAAAUUCAAGCAAGGCUGUUAUUGAGUCGGACAGAUCACUCUGUGAGGUGUUCUGUAAUGCCCAGGGCAAGGUGCUACAGCAAGGAGACAUUGUGAAGUUACCCAAACUUGCACAGACUCUGCAAAUCCUGGCAGAUGAAGGACCUGAUGCCUUCUACAAUGGUUCCCUUUCCAAGCAAGUGGUGAAAGACAUCCAAGAUGCAGGUGGAAUAAUCACAGAAGAAGAUCUGCAAAUGUAUAGUGUGGAGUUCUAUGAAAGUCCACUUCGUUUCCAACUAGGAGACUUUACUUUGCUUAGUCCUACCUCCCCACUGAGUGGACCUGUUCUCGGCCUCAUACUCAACAUUUUGAAAGGUUUUAAUUUUUCUAGUAAAAGCAUUGAGACAGACAGUGACCGUGGGCUAACCUAUCAUCGUAUUGUAGAGGCUUUCCGAUUUGCGUAUGCAAAGAGAACUUUAUUAGGUGAUCCCAACUUUGCCAAUGUUACUGAGGUGAUAAAGAACUUGACUUCUGAUUACUUUGCUUCUGGACUGAGAGAGAAGAUCACAGAUAACACCACUCACCCAUCAGAUUACUAUGAGCCAAUGUUCUACAUACCAGACAAUCACGGCACUGCACAUGCGUCGAUUGUAGAUGAGGAUGGCAACGCAGUCUCUGCUACCAGCACCAUCAACCUAUAUUUUGGGUCCAAGGUUCGUUCCAAUGUGACAGGAAUCAUAUAUAAUGAUGAGAUGGAUGAUUUCAGUUCUCCUUUCAUUACUAAUGGAUUUGGAGUUCCCCCAUCACCUGCAAAUUUCAUUAGACCAGGGAAGCGACCAGUCUCCUCCAUGUGUCCUUCCAUAAUUCUGGACAAAGACAACAAAGUGCAUAUGGUAGUUGGUGCAUCUGGAGGGACCAAAAUUACCACAGCAACUGCCCUGGUCAUAAUGAAUGCCCUCUGGUUUGGAUAUGAUGUAAAGAAAUCAGUGGAGGAGGCACGAGUGCAUAAUCAGCUCUUCCCCAAUGACACUACCCUGGAGAAUACUAUGCAUCCUGCUGUAGAAAAGGAGCUAUUGGCACGUCACCACAAUGUAGUGUACUCUGCAAGAUCAGGAUCAGUAGUCCAGGCUGUUCUACGGACUGGGAGUAAAUGGGCUGCAGCAUCUGAUACUCGGAAGGGAGGCUAUCCAGCAGGAUACUGACCAAGGACCUCUAAUGAACUACUGGCUAAGUCAUUGGUGUUCUUCAACACUCUACUCUACAUCAGUGGAUUUCUAAACCAUUUUACUACAACUUGGCUCAGGGACAAGAUUCCACUGACUGUUUAGAAAAUUUAGCAAAUCCCAGCUCCUGCUAAAGAGAUUCUUGCUCAAAAGAUAAUACUUGAAUAUGUUUAUGAAUGAUAAAGAGACAUUGAACAAGCUGGCCCCAAAUGCCAUGCCCUCAGUCUGUGCCUUUUAUGGACUUUUCACUAUUUGUCAAAAUGUAGGAAUUCUCUCUGAGUUUAUGCAAAAGGUGGUUAAAAAACAUUUCCAGUUCACCCAUCGGGAAGAUUUGUAUGAAACAUUGAAUCCAUUGUCUCCGUCCAUUAAAGUAAUAUAUAAUUUAAA